Daucus carota subsp. sativus is the source of this 492-nucleotide messenger RNA. RefSeq lists its product as uncharacterized. The transcript has a single exon. Lineage: Eukaryota; Viridiplantae; Streptophyta; Magnoliopsida; Apiales; Apiaceae. The record is from RefSeq and is a predicted model, not a curated record. Bases 1 to 492 code for a protein of 163 amino acids.
AUGGCAACAGAUAUUCUCCACCCCCAAAAUUGCAUACGCAACGAAACCCUAAUUUCACCUCCAUCCAGAUCUCGCAACUCUAACCCUAAUCCAACGCGUUCGCGGCGGCGCAAACGAAGCCAAUCAAACAUCACGGAGAAUAACACCGGCCGAUCUCACAAUCGGACGGUGGAGAAUAGACCCGGAUCCAAAAACCUGGUGAUGGGAGAAGUGAAGAUCUUGAAAAGGGGAGAAAAGUUAGAUGAUUUGAAAUUAGGGUUUCCGGAUGAGGAAGAUGUUAUUUUGUCUUCCACGGAUCGGAUUGGACCCGACCCGGCUACAGUGAAGGAGCAAAUUAGGGGUUUUAGUGAUUUGUAUGCAGGUUCUCAAUCGAUGUUGGCGUCUCCACCGCCUAGUGCUGUUCCGUUUCCGGCUUUUUUCACGAAGAAAGAGGGGAAAAUUGAUGAGGUCACUAGCGAUUUGCGGAGAUUGUUGCGUCUAGACAUGAUUUGA